Molecule: messenger RNA, 1398 nt
Organism: Rhododendron vialii
Lineage: Eukaryota; Viridiplantae; Streptophyta; Magnoliopsida; Ericales; Ericaceae
Product: transcription factor MYB1R1-like
Exons: 3
Coding region: 304-1194 (296 amino acids)
Biological process (GO): response to gibberellin; response to ethylene; response to auxin
Molecular function (GO): DNA binding
Source: RefSeq, a predicted model, not a curated record
UGGUAUACCCAUAGUUUUCAACAGGAAGUUCGGACUGGAAUGGGAUGAACCGUCGAUCAAGUGCCACGUAUACACACCCUUGCCGCAUGUGUGCUGCCCAGUCACACCUGUGUCUCCCCUCCUCAUCUCUCUCCCUCUCUAUAUAUCAACGCUCAAUCCACCCAAUCGCUCCUUAUCAUCUCUCUCUCUCUCUCUAUAUCCCCCCCUCCCCCUCUCCCUCUCUCUCUCUCUACAAUUCUUCCUCGUCGUACGGCCUCCGGAUUGCCUCAGCUGGAGAAUACCGAUCACCACCGAUCGGGGAAGAUGUCGUCAGGUAGCUGCUCGGAGACCGGCGCCAACGACUCCUUCAUGCUGUUCGGAGUGAGAGUGAGGGUGGACCACAUGAGGAAGAGCGUCAGCAUGAACAAUCUCUCGCAGUACGAGCUGCCACAGGAGUCGUCAAACGCCGCCGACGUUGCUGCCGAUUGCGCCUCCGCCGACGAGGCCAUCCACAAUCAGUCCUCCGGGAGUCGCGAGCGCAAGAGAGGAGUUCCAUGGACCGAGGAAGAGCACAAGCUGUUCCUCUUGGGACUGCAAAAGGUAGGCAAAGGAGAUUGGAGAGGUAUUUCGAGGAAUUUUGUGAAGACUCGCACUCCGACCCAAGUCGCCAGCCACGCUCAGAAGUACUUCCUCAGGAGGACAAACCUCAAUCGUCGCCGCCGUCGAUCUAGCCUCUUUGACAUCACUACCGAAUCGGUUACUCCAAUUCCCAUGGAAGAAGAGAGACUUCAUCAAGGCAGCAAUACCCAGCCACUUCUACCACCAUCAACCCAGCUACCUCCACCCGAAACUUCCAAUAUCGGUGGAUCUCAAGUCUUGCCUUUCCCUGUGAACAUGCGUCCUGUUUUAGUGCCAGGUCCUGUUUUAGUGCCAGUACAGAUUGAUAACCCAACGGAAAAACUUUCCCUUGGACAAGUUGAUCUUUUGAAUCAUGAACCAAUGAGGCUCGUUCGUCCAAUUCCAGUUCUUCCAAUCACCAGCGGGACAACAAUGGUGAACUGGAACUUAAAUAAAAAAUCUGCGGUAGAUCCAUUGCCAAUGCCAUUGUCUCUCAAGCUUUCUUUGUCGUCUGAUCAGAGUCAUAUGUCCAGGCAUUCCGCGUUUCAGGUGAUGCCGAGCUUCAACAAUGCUGAUAGCGUUAUCAGCGUUGCAUGAUAAGCAUAUCCGAGCGAGGGGCGAAAAAUGUCAGUGAGAGAGAGAAGCUUCAUAUUCCAAUUAGAGAGAUCAUAAAGUAAGAAAUGAUCAGGUCGUUAGUUUAUCUGCAAUUUGUCUUUUGUUAUGUACAGACUAAAACAAUGUGAUUGUGUUUGUUGUACUAAUGUGUUUUAUGCCCUUAUGUGAGAUUCGUGUUUAUUUGUC